GUGGACGAUACCCUAGGAGCGUUGCCAUGAGAUGGAGACAGUCACGGUUGCCUGCUCCGUCUGCGCCAAAGAAAUUCCAGAGGAUCAGGCUUUAUACUGGUAUAGUUGCCGAAAGUUCCAUCUACUUCAAUUAGCUCUCAAUGUAAAGCACUAUUUUACUGCAGUGACAAGUGCAGGACUACGGAUUGGAUAUCUCCGGACAAUCCAGAUCACAGUCAUCAGCAAUGGUGUAGCAAAAUGAAAGAUUUUAUGGACUUUGAACCCAUUCUUCAGAAACUGCCUUUUACUUUUGCUCCUAUAACUACUGCUGCAGAUUUUACGCAGUUUAAAUUAGACGAGAUUCUCUCGCAUUUCGGAGUAAAUCGCCAAGGCCUCUGGAAAUAUGAGUUUUGUUCUAAUUCACAUCAUUUCCAGAUUUCUCCAGGUGGUGAUCUCCCUCUUUUCUCAGAUUUGUGGACUACCACCACCAUGGAUUCUGAAAAACUCUCACCGGUCACUCUGUCCUCGUCUUCAUCUUAUGAGGAUGCUCUAUUCCGGGCAUUCGUGUCCCCGUCACUCGCUGUAAUUAUGAGUUUGUCUCCAUUAUAUGACUCUCCUGCUCCAGAUCUUCAAGAUCCAAGCUUGGUGAAUAUAAAUUUGCGUAAUUGGCUUGACUACUACAAGUGGCGAGGCCUUUGCUCUCCGGAUGAAGAAAGUAUUUCUAAUCCACUGGCCUUGCUACUUCACUGGCCUCUUACUCUUUAUCAUAUUGUUGCUCACAAGCUUCCACAAAUAAACCCCUUCUGUAUCCCAAAAAUUUUGAUAAAUCGGAAACUUAUCAUACAUGUGAUUGGAGUUGAAAAAGAACUCUCUCUUUUGCCAGUAUUCAAAGAACUGGAUCAUUUGUUCAAACCACAACUCAGAAUCUAUAUCUAUUUCAUUGGUAGACAUUUUGAUGUUGCAGCAGAUAGAGUUGUUUAUCAUCUUUCGUCACGAUUGUCCGUAAGUGUUUGGGGUGGAUUAUAUCAUGAAUUUUUGCAUACUCAAAAACCAACAAGUGAACUGCCUGAUUUAAUUAUUGGUUUCAAUGCUGGUCUCGCUGCCUAUCCAACUUGGCCACUCACACUGUCUUCCAUCGCUGAAACUGGUGUGCCGGUGUUUUUUACAGAUUCUUGCUUAUACAGUUCAUUAUGGGGUUUCCAGGUAUCAAGUUCUUUGGGUUUAGGCCCAAGUAAACCUGAUGCCAUUUUGGACGAUGGUUAUGACCAAACCAAUGAUUCCAAUCAAACAUGUCUGUUUCUAAAUCCGUUUCGAAGCCCUAUCCGUAUUGAGGCGCCUGGUGUGCGAUGGAGCUGGUUCUCAAAUGCCUUCAUAUUCUCCCCUUUUUAUCCUGCAGAUUAUUUACAGCAACGGUCAGACCUACCUCAGCGAAUGGCUUCAAUGAAUGUAUGACUAAUUAACAUAGUUUCCGUUUCGUUUUGCAGUGGAUAUACCCAUGUCUCUUAUCUCUGUAAAUAUUCCAUCUUCAGUCUCUCCUAACGUUUUUUCCAUGUACUAUUAAGUGGCAACUCCUUAAAGCUGUUGUGUGCUUCAGUUCACACUCUUUCAUUUGUUAUCUAUGUGAAACAUAUGACCUUGUUUGUUGUGAAAGCAUUACCUGUUUUUCAAGUCA
Molecule: messenger RNA, 1651 nt
Organism: Schistosoma mattheei
Lineage: Eukaryota; Metazoa; Platyhelminthes; Trematoda; Strigeidida; Schistosomatidae
Source: the annotation of a GenBank genome assembly